AUGGCAGUAAGGCUAACAGCCGGCGCAAUACCGCAAAUAUCAGGCGAAGAUUGGCAAAAUUUUGACCUGAAACCGGUGCUUCAGGUCACCGAUAUUCGAAUGGUGGUGACGCAAUCAUCGGCCGCCCAACAGAAAGAAAGAUACAAACUUUUGUUAUCUGACGGUGUAUCUAGUCAGCAAGGGAUGCUUGCUACUAAUCAUAAUGAAUUGGUUACUUCUAAUCUCUUGCAAAUUGGCUCCGUUCUUCGACUCGAUAAUUUUGUUCGUAAUUUGAUUCGCGAUCGCAUUAUCAUUUUACUUGUCAGUUUCGAGAUACUUGAUAAGUGUGACAUUAUCGGUGAUCCAACACCAGUCCCAACUCCUCCAAUGGCUAGCCAUGUAGUACCAUCACAGUCUUCUCUGAAUCAGUCUGCAACAACAGCUAGAGGUGCUCGGUCUUCUAUCGAAGGCUCACUUGCGGGCUCUGUUAUAAGGCCGGAUUCGAAUGUCAGCCCACAAAUUUAUACUUCAGAACGUCAACAUACCACGGGCUUACAUUCUUAUGGUACCUCCUUUAAUAAUAAUUAUGGGUCAGGACAAUAUAUUACAAAUCGUGCUCUUUUUCAGCAGUCUCCUGCAAACAACCGUACACAGCCAAUGCAGCAGACAUAUAAUCAACAAUCUUCAAUGUAUGGUAACAGGGCCCCCAUUGCUAAAAAUGAGGCUCCUUCAAGAAUUAUACCCAUUGCUGCUUUGAACCCUUAUCAAGGUAAUUGGACCGUUAAGGCCCGGGUGUCUGUAAAAGGUGAACUUAGACAUUACAAAAAUGCCAAAGGAGAUGGUAAAGUUUUCUCAUUUGAUCUACUUGAUUCUGAUGGUGGAGAAAUACGAGCAACCUGUUUCAAUGCUGUGGCUGACCAAUUCUACAACCAAAUUGAAGUUGGAAAGGUGUAUUAUAUUUCAAAAGGAAGUAUAAAACCCGCUCAAAAAGCUUUUAAUCAUUUAAAAAAUGAUCAUGAAAUUACACUUGACUAUUCAUCAACUGUUCAGCCGUGCUUUGAUGAUGAUACUUCAAUUCCUCGUCAGCAGUUCCAUUUCUGUUCUAUUGGUGAGAUAGAGAACAUGGAUACCAACAAUAUCUUGGAUAUAAUUGGUGUGGUAUCUAGUAUCAAACCUUCACAAGCGUUAAUGACGAAAAACAACGUUGAAACUCAAAAACAGGUUCUUACCUUAAGGGAUGGCUCUGGAAGAAGCAUUGACUUGACUUUAUGGGGUAACUUUUGCAACGUAGAAGGUCAAACACUUCAACAGCUGUGUGAUUCUGGUCAAUUCCCCGUUCUAGCUGUAAAGUCUGCUAAAGUUCAUGAUUUUAACGGGAAGUCAAUCGGGACCAUAUCCUUGAGCCAGCUGUCUAUUGAACCUGAUAUCCGUGAGGCGCGUAAUCUUAGAGCAUGGUUUGACAGUGUCGGGAGGAAUACCCCUUCCAUUUCCAUGUCAACCACACAUUUAGAUGUAUGUAAGACACUCUCUCAGAUUAAAGAUGAAAAGUUAGGGACAUUUGAGAAACCAGACUGGAUAACUGUUAAAGCCACCAUCUCGCAGCUAAAACUUGACUACUUUUGCUACACAGCAUGCCCGAAUAUGGUUAAUGGUAGGCAAUGUACCAAAAAAGUUGUGGAUAAUGGAGAUGGAAAAUGGCGAUGUGACAAGUGUGAUCAGGUUGUUGAUGAAUGUGAUUAUCGAUAUAUCCUUCAGCUGCAGAUACAAGACCAUACUGGUUCCACAUGGACAACUGCAUUUCAAGAAACUGGUGAGAAGAUAAUGGGCGUUUCUGCUAAAGAGCUGUAUUUCAUUAAACAUGAAAAGCAAGAUGAUGAUAUGUUUACUGAAAUAGUUCGUAACGUCCUUCUUAGUGAAUUUACUUUUAAAUUGAAAGUAAAAGAAGAGGUAUAUGGUGAUGAUCAGAGAGCAAUAAAAUCCAAUGUUCAUUAUGCAGAAAAGAUUAAUUUUUCGUCAAAAGCAAAAUCACUACUUCUGGAUCUUCAGAAUAUGCAUAAAAAAGAGGACCCUGGUUCCAUACCUCCAUAUCUUGGACUCAAUCCCCCAUCUGGGAAUAUGGUUCAUAAAAAUACUGCUCCAAUGAAUUAUGCUGGAGGUGAUACUGCUGUUGGCCAGCGUAAUGUUAUAAAUGCAAGUCACCUGGGUCAUUAUGGGAGUCAGUAUGGUGGGAAUAGUGGUGCAUCUGGUGAGUGCUAUAAGUGUCGUCAACCAGGGCAUAUUGCACGAGACUGCCCUGGUGUGGGCAAUGCAGUUCCACCGUAUGGAAGCGGAGCUGUUCCUUCAGGCAGAUUUGAUAGUGGUUUUACUUCAGGAGGAGGAAGUAGUGGAACAUCCGGUGGUUGCUUCAAGUGUCAUCAACCGGGGCAUUAUGCACGAGACUGCCCUGGUGCGAGUAAUGUUGCCUCACCUUAUGGACGUGAAAAUGUUGCUUCAGCAAGAUUUGACAGUGGUAUAUCUUCUGGAGGCGGGAAUAGUGGUGCAUCUGGUAAUUGCUUCAAGUGUAAUCAAUCAGGUCAUUAUGCAAAUAACUGCCCUGCUGUGAAUGGAAGUGUUGCUUCUGGACGAUUUGGCAAUGGUAUGGCUGCAGGAGGUGGAAAUAGUGUUGCAUCGAUCGAGUGCUAUAGGUGUCAUCAGUUUGGCCAUUAUGCAAAUAACUGCCCUGGUGUCUAAGCAAACAUCUUGGUGGUUAUCGACACUUAAGAUCUGUUACGCGGGUGCUUCUAUGAAAGCGAUAUUAUGCUUAUAUGCUAUAUGGAGCAAAUCAGCCAGUCUUUUAGUUGCCGUCAAAGUAAUUUUCAGUAGGUUUUUAUCUUGUGUUCGUAUUAUCUAAUUCUUGGUUUCUCCGUUAUGUAACUGAAGGCUGCUCCAAUUUUGCGUUGGCAUGUAUAUAAGGCAAGUGAAACAGAUUUUUUGAUCAACAGACAUGUCUAACAUGUUGACGGUUAAACUUUAUCCCCUGCACUGAAUGGAUUUAUAACAAUUAGUAAAUGAGCCUACGGAACUUUUUGGUUAAAGAGAUGGAAGAUGACCAACAACUAAACCCUGCAUUUUACUUCAUUGUCACCAUCAAAAUUUAUGAAAUUGAAACCAAGCAAAAAGGCAGAGAUUUAGGAAACUGUUGAUAAUACCUAGAUAUACAGGGUUACUAUUAUGCAAUUUGAUAUG
Molecule: messenger RNA, 3204 nt
Organism: Erigeron canadensis
Lineage: Eukaryota; Viridiplantae; Streptophyta; Magnoliopsida; Asterales; Asteraceae
Product: replication protein A 70 kDa DNA-binding subunit A-like
Exons: 3
Coding region: 1-2709 (902 amino acids)
Biological process (GO): meiotic cell cycle; DNA replication; telomere maintenance via telomerase
Cellular component (GO): DNA replication factor A complex; nucleus
Molecular function (GO): single-stranded telomeric DNA binding; zinc ion binding; damaged DNA binding
Source: RefSeq, a predicted model, not a curated record